This is a messenger RNA of Adineta ricciae, 390 nucleotides long. The record is from the annotation of a GenBank genome assembly. NCBI's taxonomy places the organism in Eukaryota, Metazoa, Rotifera, Eurotatoria, Adinetida, Adinetidae.
AUGUUGAGAAAGUUUCGUCCCGGAAAUGAAUAUCAAGCAGAAUCGACUGAAUUAGAUUUGAAACGAACAUAUAUUAAACAUGAACGACAAUCUUUACUUGAUUCUUCAAUGAUUCAAUUACCACAAUCGUUACAACAGAAUAACGAGACAUUAUUUCUGUCAACAGUAGAAAAAGCUCGACUACGAAAUGAAAAUUUGUUGAAAUCAAUAAAAAAGUUAAAUCAUGAAAUCGAUGCACAUCUACAACAACCAGAUGAUAACAAGUUUACCAGAUUGAAAAGUAAUUAUUGGGAUAUGGUGAACAAGUUAUUACCAGUAUGGGAACGUGAGUUGGCAGAUUAUGAAAAACGAAAACGACAGGAACACGGAGAUAAUAUUCAAGAUGUUUGA